AUGUUUAAACAUACCAGUACUGGAAUGGCGAUCCCAAAUCCUAAUCUAUCGACAUCCCACCAGCGUCCACGAGCCCACCGCGCCUCGGGACUUUAUAGCUACGCCAUGAAAACGUUGACCAGUGGAGAUCUGAGCGAUAUGCAGUUCUCCGUCGGCGGUGAUUUCGGUGCUGCCAAAAAGUUCAAAGCUCACAAGUAUCCUCGUCAGUCACCCCCAAGAGGCCGCCAUUUCUCCCAGUAUUCUUUCUCUGCAGGUACAUUCUUAGCAUUCGCAGUCCAGUGUUCUACACGAUGUUCUACGGAAGCCUGGUCGAAACGGGUCCCCAGGUCGACAUUCCCGACUGCAUGCCCGACGCGUUUGCCAACAUGCUCCCGCUACAUGUACUCGGAUGCCGUGGAGAAUCUCACCGCAGGCAACGUCGUCCCGACCAUGCGAUGCGCUGACAAGUACGACCUCCCGGAGCUGGCCAGCAUGUGCUUGGAGUUUGUGGACACGAAGUUUGUGGAGAUGAAUAUCGGUGAAUGUGUGGUCAUGUUGGAGCAGGCCGUUCAGUGGCAUGUUGAGGAUGUCGUGGAGAAAUGUCUGCAGCUGGUGAAACGGCAGAGCGACACAGUACUGCAGACGGAACAGUUUACGACCAUUUCACAGGAAACGCUAAAGAUGAUUCUGCAGUCCAGCGCUCUCACGUCGGAGGAGAAUAUCGUCUAUUCGGCUGUUGAGAGAUGGGCAAUGGCAGCUUGCAAACGGGACAAUCUGGAGCCCACCGCAGUGAACCGUCGAUCGAAGUUGGGCGACGCGCUGUUCCUGGUCCGCUUUCCGCUUCUGACUGGCGCGCAGCUUGUCGCUGGUCCCGGCAAGAGUGGUCUGCUGCUGGAUAGCGAACUGUUGAGUAUCUUCAUGCACCAGAACGGCGCUGUGGAGACAAAACUGGCCUUUUCCACGGAGCGGCGCAGCAGCGCGGCCGGUCAGGCGUUCGUCCAGGAUGAGGUGUUCGCGCAGGACGGUGGUUGGUGGCAGCCGGCGAAAGUGGUAGGCACGCUGCAGGACGAGGUGGUGCUGACCUGGUGCGCCAGCAGUAACGAAGCCCGGGUGGCGGCUGCGAAGGUGGUGCGGGCCGCGGAUAUUUUGAAAAGCGGUCAACUGCUGUGUUGUAAGGUGAGACAGCCGUCCCGCGUCGGCACAUAUGUCCAGCGAAACGCGGAACACCAUCACGUCCGCUUCAGCGAUGGCGAAGACGCCUACCCUUGCUUCUCCCAGCUGUUUUUUAAAGCAGACCAGGUCUCGGCCUGGAAAGCCGGUAGAGCCAGCGGCUUGUGAAACGUUGCAGGCAUCAUCGUGUUGCGCGAUAAAUCUGGCAAGGUAUAUAAAUCUUUGUGCAGUUUCUUUCAGAAAUCGAAAUUGUGGUAUGUCAAGUUAAUUUUAUUAUGGUAAAGGUAAUAACUUUCUGUCACCUUUCUGAUAGCGAACUGCAUUUGUGUCUGUCGUGUAAUGCGAGCGAGUUUCGAAAUUUGUCCAACAAUUAUGCAGCCGCAUUUUUUUGUACUGUGGACGUAUAUUUCGCUGCUUUUGGUUUUGGCUGUUUUGGAGGAUAAAAGUUUUCAAAAAUAGUGUUGUUUGUGCAGUUUGUUGCUCCUAUA
Messenger RNA from Paramacrobiotus metropolitanus, 1637 nucleotides. RefSeq names its product BTB/POZ domain-containing protein 6-like. Gene Ontology annotation, molecular function: protein binding. Gene Ontology annotation, cellular component: cytosol. Bases 1 to 1317 code for a protein of 438 amino acids. Gene Ontology annotation, biological process: neurogenesis. The record is from RefSeq and is a predicted model, not a curated record. The transcript is spliced from 5 exons. Lineage: Eukaryota; Metazoa; Tardigrada; Eutardigrada; Parachela; Macrobiotidae.